AGCGGCGGGGCCGGCGCCAUGGCCGAGCGGGGCCGCCUGGGCCUGGCCGGCGCGCCCGCCGCGCUCAACACGCCGGUGCCCAUGAACCUGUUCGCCACCUGGGAGGUGGACGGCUCCAGCCCCAGCUGCGUGCCCAGGUUGUGCAGCCUGACCUUGAAGAAGCUGGUGGUCUUCAAGGAGCUGGAGAAGGAGCUCAUCUCGGUGGUGAUUGCUGUCAAGAUGCAGGGCUCCAAGCGGAUCCUGCGGUCCCACGAGAUCGUGCUGCCCCCCAGUGGACAAGUGGAAACUGACCUGGCGCUGACGUUCUCCCUGCAGUACCCCCACUUCUUGAAAAGAGAAGGCAACAAGCUUCAGAUCAUGUUGCAGCGAAGAAAGCGGUACAAGAACCGGACGAUCCUGGGGUACAAAACGCUGGCGGCUGGCUCCAUCAACAUGGCCGAGGUGAUGCAGCACCCCUCCGAGGGCGGCCAGGUGCUGAGCCUUUGCAGCAACAUCAAGGAGGCCGCGGUCAAGGUGGCCGAGAUCUGGAUCUUCUCCCUGUCCAGCCAGCCUAUCGACCACGAGGACAGCACCAUGCAGGCCGGCCCCAAGGCCAAGUCCACCGAUAACUACUCCGAGGAGGAGUACGAGAGCUUCUCCUCCGAGCAGGAGGCCAGCGACGAUGCCGCGCAGGGGCAGGAUUUGGACGAGGAUGACUUCGACGUGGGGAAGCCCAAGAAGCAACGGCGAUCGAUAGUAAGAACGACGUCCAUGACCAGGCAACAGAACUUCAAGCAGAAAGUCGUGGCCCUGCUGCGGAGAUUUAAAGUUUCCGAUGAGGUCCUGGACUCAGAGCAGGACCCGGCAGAGCAUGUCCCCGAGGUGGAGGAGGACCUGGACCUUCUGUACGACACGCUGGACAUGGAGAACCCCAGCGACAGCGGCCCCGACAUGGAGGACGACGACAGCGUCCUCAGCACCCCCAAGCCAAAGCUCAGGCCGUACUUCGAAGGCCUGUCCCACUCCAGCUCGCAGACAGAGAUCGGGAGCAUCCACAGUGCCCGGAGCCAGAAGGAGCCUCCGAGUCCGGCCGACGUGCCUGAGAAGACGCGGGCCCUCGGAGGGAAGCAGCCAAGUGACAGCAUCUCCGAUUCCGUGGCCCAUAGCCCACCUGCCCCGGGGGAGCAGCCAGCCCAGCCCGAGGACAGCCCGGAGGUGGAGACCUCUGCCCUGGACAUGUUCACCGAGAAGCUGCCACCCAGCGGGCGGAUCACCAAGACAGAGUCUCUGGUCAUUCCCUCCACCAGGUCCGAGGGGAAGCAGGCCGGCCGCCGGGGCCGGAGCACGUCGCUGAAGGAGCGGCAGCCGGCGCGUCCGCAGAAUGAGCGGGCCAACAGCCUGGACAACGAGCGCUGCCCGGACACUCGGAGCCCGCUGCAGAUCCCCAGGAAGACUGUGUAUGACCAGUUAAACCACAUCCUCAUCUCCGAUGACCAGCUCCCCGAAAACAUCAUUCUUGUCAACACCUCAGACUGGCAGGGGCAGUUCCUCUCAGACGUCCUGCAGCGGCACACGCUCCCCGUGGUGUGCACGUGCUCUGCUGCCGACGUCCAGGCGGCCUUCAGCACCAUCGUCUCUCGGAUACAGAGAUACUGCAACUGCAAUUCCCAGCCCCCGACCCCCGUGAAGAUCGCCGUGGCGGGGGCGCAGCAUUACCUCAGCGCGAUUCUGCGGCUCUUCGUGGAGCAGCUGUCCCACAAGACCCCCGACUGGCUGGGCUACAUGCGCUUCCUCGUCAUCCCGCUGGGCUCCCACCCGGUGGCCAGAUACCUGGGCUCCGUGGACUACAGGUAUAACAACUUCUUCCAGGAUCUGACCUGGAGAGACCUGUUCAGCAAGCUGGAGGCCCAGAGCGCCGUGCAGGACACGCCGGACAUUGUGUCGAGGAUCACGCAGUACAUCUCGGGGGCCAACUGCGCCCACCAGCUGCCCAUCGCGGAGGCCAUGCUGACCUACAAGCAGAAGAGGAGAAAGAACUUUCAUUUUGACUUUACCCUCAGCCCCGACGAAGAGUCCUCUCAGAAGUUCAUUCCCUUCGUAGGGGUGGUGAAGGUUGGAAUAGUGGAGCCGUCUUCGGCCACAUCAGGUGACUCAGACGACGCGGCCCCCUCGGGCUCCAGCACACUCUCGUCCACCCCGCCGUCCACAUCUCCCGCGGCCAAGGAGGCCUCACCCACCCCGCCCUCCUCCCCGUCGGUGAGCGGGGGCCUGUCCUCCCCCAGCCAGGGCGUCGGCGCCGAGCUGAUGGGGCUGCAGGUGGAUUACUGGACGGCAGCCCAGCCCGCAGACAGGAAGAGAGAUGCGGAGAGGAAGGACCCGCCCACCACCAAAAACACACUCAAGUGCACCUUCCGGUCUCUCCAGGUCAGCAGGCUGCCCAGCAGCGGCGAGGCUGCGGCCACGCCCACCAUGUCCAUGACCGUGGUCACCAAGGAGAAGAACAAGAAGGUGAUGUUCUUGCCCAAGAAAACCAAGGACAAGGAUGUAGAAUCCAAAAGCCAGUGCAUUGAGGGUAUCAGCCGGCUCAUCUGCACCGCCAAGCACCAGCAGAAUAUGCUGCGGGUCCUCAUCGACGGUGUGGAGUGGAACGACGUCAAGUUCUUCCAGCUGGCGGCCCAGUGGUCCUCCCACGUCAAGCACUUCCCCAUCUGCAUCUUCGGACACUCCAAGUCCACCUUUUAGCCCCGCCUGCCGAGGGGCCGCGCCGGCUCCCCGCCCUGCAGCCCUGCGAUGGCCGAGCGCCGGGAGGGCCCAGCUGCUUUCCUGUUAACAUUUCAGUUUACUGCAGAGACAGACCCUUAAAAACCCAGAGAAAAACAGUCUUAACUAUGAACAUGCUCACUACCUGGAAACUAACGGGGCGGCCCCCCACCGGGACCCCAUAACUGCUCUGCUUAUUAACCAGAACGUUCCGGCAGGGGUGGGAGGUCAGGCGGACAGUGUUGAACUUGAGAAUCGUGGAAGGUGUGUUGUGGCCUCAGGACUCCCCCCACCCAGCCCCCCAACAAGAAGGGUUCUUGCCUUUGCGUCCUGUCCUUUCUGAAAGCCAGGACUCUGCUUCCUCGGAGCCAGGGUCCGGCGGGCGGCCCCCCGGACCCCAGGCUGCCUGUGUGCCCAGGCAUCGAGCUGGGUGGCCAGAGGCCAAAGGCCAGCCUUCUGUCGGGGGCGUCCUGGGCGGAACAGAGGCCAGUCAGGCCAGUCAGCCCAGCCCUGGGCCUCAGCCACCAACCAGCCAAGAGAUGCCCCAGCACCGCCCACUCGUGGAUCCCAGUAAACUCCAGCCACAGGGGGCAGUGGAGGUUUUAUAGUAGCGGAUAUUUUUAAUGCUUUCAAAUACAUGUUGCAAUGUAGCUGCCAAACAGACGUUGCUCUUCUGAAGCCCCAACAGCCCCUUAGGGCUAAGGCAGAGCCAGCUGUGCUGCCCGGGGUCCCAGCCCCCCACACCCACUGCUCCCCCGGCCGUCCCUGCGGUGCCGCUCUGCUUCUGCGAGCUGUGCCCGCCCCAAACUUAGUGGGCACAGUGGCUUCCGCAGCUGCCACCUCCUGCCCCCACCCCAGCCCCCCUGCUGGCUGGGAGGUGUCUGGCCAGGCAGCCAGGUGUUUGUCACAUGCAACACUAAUGUGGCCAGACCAUAGGGGCUGAGCCCCGUCGGGGCUGUGGGUGAAGCUGGGGCCCCACCUCUAGGCCGGACUCCUCAGGACGGAGGGGUUUGGGGUCUGGGUCCCUGCGGAGGGGGGCGAGCCUACCCUCCACCUGAGGCCAGGCUCCUCGCCAGUCCUGCUCCCCCACAGGCCUGCACCCCAGCACUCCACAGGAAGAGCCCCCCAGCUCCUGCCCCUUGGCAGCUGUGGCUGUAGGACCGUGGUGACCCACCCAGGGAGCUGUGAGCCCAGUUUCCUAGGGCCGAGAGCCACACAUGCUGUGCUCAGAAAAACAGUGCCAAAUGCAGACAGGUUGCAGGCCUUUCCUGCUCUUCUGGAGGACAGGCCUCACCAACAGCCCGUGGCACAGAGGGGUCCCACUUGGUGGAUGGAAAAUGGCCUGUUUUUCUUACCUGUGACUACCUGCUUACCUCCCCCAGGCGGCUGUACAGGGUCCGAGUGUCCAUGGCUGAGGGCCUUGGACCUAGCUGGCAGACAGGAUUUGGACAUGACCUUGGGCCAGGGGCCCCGCCCCCUGCCCCUCCCUGGGAAGGACCUGGGUGAGGGUGCAGGCCGCUGAGCUGAGGACCCCUUGGGCGGCCUGUGCAGCACCCACCUGCGGCUACACUCAGAAGCAGCCUGGGGACCUUGAGCCUCCCCACCCAUGUUCCCACCACUGGCCUCAGGGCCUUGGUUACUGCUCGAGUUUCCAAAGGUCACACUCAACAGGAAGGAAGUGCAGGUGACACACCCUUGACUUAGCUUUACAGCUGCAGAGCUAGUUUUAGAAGAAGGGCCAAAGGGGGCUGUCCUCCUCACGCCUCCCUGUGUCCUUGUACCCACAAGGAGAAGACACCCAGCACCUCCACCCUGUGCCGCUGGGCCUGCAGAGCCCAGUUGUGGUCUGUCCAGUGCCACGGGGCCCACCGGCCACACUGUUCAUGGGCCCAGGAGUCGUGCAGAUGGCCCCGAUCACCAUAACUCACUUGGAGACCUGGGCUUUGCUCACGCCGGUGCCUCGGUUUCCCCAUCGGCUAAACGGGGAUGGUCACGUUUCCCCUGCCUACCUCAUGGAGCCGUUCUGAGGAUACAUAUAAAAGCACUUUGUCCCUGGGAGGAAGGUGAUGCAGAAGCCAAAGCCGUCUGUGACUGAGCCAGUGCAGCCGUGAGCAUGUGGAGGGCGGUGUGGCCAUGAGAGGAACACGGGCCCCAGACCGUGACCCACAGGACAGGAGCAGGGGUUCUCAGCCCAUUGGGUGACCAGUCACCUUCGGGUAAGGCCAGGCUCCUCGUGGGCCUGGUGGCACGGUGUGGGCAGGCUCUGCGCUCGCUGAGGCCCCGUGGAGGUGAGCUCCAGCCCUGUAUCCAGGUGACUGCUUCUCCCUCCUUGUGUUGGUCCCCUGGGUCCCCGUCUCCUCAGGGCAUGCAGGCCGGUGUCCCGAGUCAGUGUCACGGCUGCAGAUCCGGAAGGAGAGGGACUCUGGGCCCAGAACCAAAGGUCUCUGUGCAGCGGCGGGCAGAUCAGAGCGGCCAGGGUCAGCAUUGCUGCCCUGUCCUCACUCCCAGAUAUGAAGACCUGACUGGCCUUUGUCCCAGAACAGGUUCCUCAUGACAAGACCGGGCCACUUGCUCCCAAAGGCCAGUUGCCUGACCCCUACACCUGUUCCUUGACCCCCUCCCGAGACCUGUCCUGUCCUCCGGUGGAGAGGAAGAUAAGUCCUUGGCAGGGGCCUGAGGACUGGGCUUGGGGGUCCCUCCCCCAGGGGAGGCUAAGGGGUGCCACCGUGCGUUCCUGCAGACCCCCCGUCCAGUUCUUUGUGCAUUGUUUGGUUUCUAGGAUGUACGUGUUGCUAGGUUUUUGGUUCUUUUUCUUUUUAAUGGAAAACAGAAUUAAUGUAAAUAGCGUUUUUGGAAAACAGAUUCUAAUCUGUCACGUUAUGUGACCACGUGGAGUAUUUUAAGGUGCUGAUGCGACACUAAUAAACGCGGGGAGCACUCCCAGGC
Eubalaena glacialis (North Atlantic right whale) is the source of this 5685-nucleotide messenger RNA. RefSeq names its product phosphofurin acidic cluster sorting protein 2 (gene PACS2). Gene Ontology annotation, molecular function: transmembrane transporter binding. The transcript has 25 exons. NCBI's taxonomy places the organism in Eukaryota, Metazoa, Chordata, Mammalia, Artiodactyla, Balaenidae. Gene Ontology annotation, biological process: protein localization to plasma membrane. Bases 19 to 2721 code for a protein of 900 amino acids. The record is from RefSeq and is a predicted model, not a curated record.